This is a messenger RNA of Mytilus trossulus (common blue mussel), 5434 nucleotides long. Its product is annotated as hemicentin-2-like. The transcript has 21 exons. Gene Ontology annotation, cellular component: cell-cell junction; plasma membrane. Gene Ontology annotation, biological process: cell-cell adhesion. Bases 39 to 4808 code for a protein of 1589 amino acids. The record is from RefSeq and is a predicted model, not a curated record. Lineage: Eukaryota; Metazoa; Mollusca; Bivalvia; Mytilida; Mytilidae. Gene Ontology annotation, molecular function: cell adhesion molecule binding.
CACGGAAGUAUAAGAAUAUACUCUCUAAUAAUUUUGAAAUGGAAUCUUUGUUUUUGUUAAUAAUAAUCUAUAUGAUCCUGGUGCUCGCUUCAUCUCAGAUUCCUCCCGGAUCACCAGUCAUCAACGGACCUAAAGUAAUAGUUCUGAAUUCAAAGAUAACAUUAACAUGUACGUCUGCCAGAGGUGAUCCACCACCGACUGUGAAAUGGUUCAAAGACGACACGGAAAUAACAAAUGGUGUUUCUACAACAACUGCUGGUACAGCAGUGACAACAUCUUUCACGUUUACUGCCACUAAAGAUUAUCAUUUAGAGGUUGUAGAGUGUCAAGCUGAAAAUGGUGAACUACAAAAUCCAUUAAGUACUGCUAAAACUAUUGAGGUACAAUUUUCACCAGAAUCACCAGUUUUGACUGGUCCGACCACUUUAACACCAGGACAACAAGGCAUAUGGACAUGUGUUUCUGUCAAUGGUUAUCCAGCAGGUGUUAUGAGCAUGCGAAAUCAAAAUAAAAAUACUCAGUUUACUACUGAGUUUACAUCUAACAGUGUAUUAGAUCAACAAUCCUAUGAUGCUACUGGUACCCUUAUCUGGAGCCCAGUGAUUGUUAACAAUGGAGACACAAUUUGCUGUGAUGUUACACAUACAACCACAUCUACUACUCCACAGACAGUGUGCAGACAAAUUACAGUCUCUCAACCUAUUGCAAUUAACGCUCCUGUGAAUCAGUACACUCCAACUCUACAGACAACAGUUACUCUCCUGUGUGAUGUUACUCAAGGAACUGCAUCUCAAAUUAUAUGGAUUAAAAAUAACGUUCAACUAAAUAUAGGCACUAAUUCACGACUUACUGGUGGUACUGUCGCUACUGAAUCUCUGACAAUUACUAAUGUACAACAAUCUGAUGGUGGAAACUACGUCUGUAGAGGCAUUGAUGCUGUCACUGGUAACAUUGUGAAUACAGAUACCAUUAAUGUGAACCCUUUUGGCACACCACCAAUAACAUCCAUCCCACAGUCGUCCUAUACUCAAAUAACAGGACAACAAAUUAUUCUGGGGUGUACAGUUAACUCACCUAACAGUCCUCUACAGGAGGUUAAGUGGACCUUCACCAAUAUUCAAGGACAAACGACAGACCCUAUCUCUAUUUCAAACUCAAAUGGAAAGUAUUCAGGCUCCUCAGUCAAUAGCCCAUCUUUGACCAUAAACAGUGUUGCAUCAACCGACCAAGGAGUAUACAGUUGCAAGGCCAGAAAUGCUGUUGGAACCUCCACAAAAAAUCCAACAACAAGUCUAACUGUAACAGGAAGUGUGCCUGUAGUCCAGAUUAAUCCUUCUACCUACACAGCAACCUAUGGUAGUCAAGUGCUAAUUAAUUGUAAUAUCGUAUCUGCUAGUCCUGCAGUAACUCAAGUCUACUGGCAGAGAAGUUCAAAUAAUCAGAUUCUAAGAAUUGACAAUGGAGACCAGGGAUAUCAAGGCAGUACAACAUCUACACCUUCAUUAACCAUUAAUUUUGUCAAUACAGCUAACGCUGGAGUAUACACAUGUUUUGCUACAAAUGCAGUAGGCACUGGCACCAGUAAUCUAGGAACUGUUACAGUAACUGGAGGACUUCUGUCUGUUUUUGUCACUCCACAAAAUCAAAGUGUUAUACACGGCAAUCAGCAGAGAAUAACCUGCACUGUGAGUGGAACUCCAUCUGCACAAAACAUUGCCUGGCUGUUUACAGCAGCUGGUAGCUCUCAGCAAACUCUAUUAAAUACAAGAAACAGUCAAAAAUAUUCAUUUGGUACAACCCAGGAUCCUUUUUUAACUGUUCUUAACUUCCAACCAAGUGAUUCUGGCACUUAUGUAUGUAGGGCCACAAAUGCUGCUGGGUCAACAUCUAGUAACCCUGGUUCAACUUUACUCUAUAGCACGGCACCUACUACAUAUGUUGAACCAAGACAGUAUACAGCAACAGUAGGUGAUGCUAGUUUCCAGAUUCAGUGUCUGGUAACUGCAACACCUGGAGCAACAUCUUGGUAUUGGACAUUCCAACCUGUAGGUGGCAGUCAACAAACCAUAGCCCAGGGAACCAAUGACAAUCAGCAUACUGUUGAUAAUUCUGGCACAAACCCGUACUUGACAGUAAAAAGUAUUGCUUUGAAUGAAGCUGGUAUCUACACUUGCUAUGCAACUAAUUCUGCUGGUACCAGUGAUGGUGCCAACAAUCCUAGUUCUAGACACACUUUGACAGUCAUAGGAGGACUCCUGUCUGUUUUUGUCACUCCACAAAAUCAAAGUGUUAUACACGGCAAUCAGCAGAAAAUAACCUGCACUGUGAGUGGAACUCCAUCUGCACAAAACAUUGCCUGGCUGUUUACAGCAGCUGGUAGCUCUCAGCAAACUCAAUUAAAUACAGGAAACAGUCAAAAAUAUUCACUUGGUACAACCCAGGAUCCUUUUUUAACUGUUCUUAACUUCCAACCAAGUGAUUCUGGCACUUAUGUAUGUAGGGCCACACAUGCUGCUGGGUCAACAUCUAGUAACCCUGGUUCAACUUUACUCUAUAUCACGGCACCUACUACAUAUGUUGAACCAAGACAGUAUACAGCAACAGUAGGUGAUGCUAGUUUCCAGAUUCAGUGUCUGGUAACUGCAACUCCUGGAGCAACAUCUUGGUAUUGGACAUUCCAACCUGUAGGUGGCAGUCAACAAACCAUAGCCCAGGGAACCAAUGACAAUCAGCAUACUGUUGAUAAUUCUGGCACAAACCCGUACUUGACAGUAAAAAGUAUUGCUUUGAAUGAAGCUGGUAUCUACACUUGCUAUGCAACUAAUUCUGCUGGUACCAGUGAUGGUGCCAACAAUCCUAGUUCUAGACACACUUUGACAGUCAUAGGAGGACUCCUGUCUGUUUUUGUCACUCCACAAAAUCAAAGUGUUAUACACGGCAAUCAGCAGAGAAUAACCUGCACUGUGAGUGGAACUCCAUCUGCACAAAACAUUGCCUGGCUGUUUACAGCAGCUGGUAGCUCUCAGCAAACUCAAUUAAAUACAGGAAACAGUCAAAUAUAUUCACUUGGUACAACCCAGGAUCCUUUUUUAACUGUUCUUAACUUCCAACCAAGUGAUUCUGGCACUUAUGUAUGUAGGGCCACAAAUGCUGCUGGGUCAACAUCUAGUAACCCUGGUUCAACUUUACUCUAUAUCACGGCACCUACUACAUAUGUUGAACCAAGACAGUAUACAGCAACAGUAGGUGAUGCUAGUUUCCAGAUUCAGUGUCUGGUAACUGCAACACCUGGAGCAACAUCUUGGUAUUGGACAUUCCAACCUGUAGGUGGCAGUCAACAAACCAUAGCCCAGGGAACCAAUGACAAUCAGCAUACUGUUGAUAAUUCUGGCACAAACCCGUACUUGACAGUAAAAAGUAUUGCUUUGAAUGAAGCUGGUAUCUACACUUGCUAUGCAACUAAUUCUGCUGGUACCAGUGAUGGUGCCAACAAUCCUAGUUCUAGACACACUUUGACAGUCAUAGGAGGUGAUCUUGAUAUUACAGUAUCACUGACGACAUAUUCAGCAAUAACUGGCGAUUCUAUUGUAACCAUACUGUGUAAAAUAAACGGUACAGCCCCGGCUAUUGCAUGGGACUGGACAAAAACGCCAAUUGCUGGAGGAAACUCUGAAAUAAUAUCACAAGGGACGAACAAUGCACGAAGACAAGUAAUCAAUUCUGCAACCAAACCAAAUUUAAAUAUAUAUAGCAUUACAGAAGACGAUGAAGGUAUAUAUAGAUGCAGGGCCAAUAAUGGGAAACAACAGUAUAUAAGUGAACCUAUAAUACUGAAAGUGCAAGAAGCAUCCUUGAGAAAAGUUCCAGGCGAACCUCAAACAAAUAACGUGUUAGAAGUUGAAGAAGGAAGAACAGUAAUGCUAACAUGCAGUUCUACUGGAGGAAAUCCUGCACCAUCAGUUGUUUGGUUGAGAGAUAGUAUGCUGAUCAGUACUGGUACUAACUCAUCCAUAGUAGGAAAUGUAACAACAACAACAUUAACCUUUGUAACGACUGCAUAUGACAAUCGAGAAGUAUACGAAUGUCAAGUGGAUAAUGGUUUUCUCCAGAGACCACUUGUGAAAACUACAUAUCUACUUUUUAGCUCUUCCAACAAACCUCCAGGUCAACCAAUAAUUACUGGAAUACAACGUUAUGAUUUAGGAGAUACAGUAACAUUAUCGUGCAGUUCAACAGGUGGGAAUCCUUUACCGACAGUGAAUUGGCUGAGAGAUGACAAUAUAAUCACAACUGGUAUUAGUAGAUUUUCUGGUAGUGGGGUGACAAGUAUAACGUUGACGUUUGUUGCUGGUUUAGAAGAGCACCUUGAAGUGUUUGAGUGUCAGGCUCAUAACAACUAUUUACAGAACCCUCUUGCAUCGACGACAUAUAUUGAAUUGUAUUUUGCUCCGAGAGUUCCAACACUGACCGGUCCUUCAUUCCUAAUUUCUGGAUCAUCUGGAAAAUGGACUUGUUCCUCAGCGAAUGGAUACCCUGCUCCAUCCUUAUCAAUGAGAAUCCAAGAUAGGCAAUAUACAAACGAGAUAACUGUAGUACAGUCAUAUGAUAUCAUUGACAAAAGUUAUUCAGUAGCUGGAACAUUGAAUUUAGUUCCAUCAACUGACAAAACUGGACAAGAUCUUUGCUGUGAUGUUAGUUAUCUUUUUGAUAACAACGAACCGCAAUCAACCUGCUUGCAAUUGACAAUAAAUGAUGAAGACGAAGACAAUAUCAUAAUUUAUGUCGUGAUUGAAUUUUGGCAGUGCUAGUUCUAUUUGUUUUACUUGUUGUAAUGAUACGAUACAUAAUAGGUCGAGAGAAAGGGAAAGACAAUGCAAACAGCAAAUAUGUAUCCCAACAGGCCGCUUUUUCAAACCAGCAGGAUAAUGCAGAUAUUAGUACACAUCGAGAUCGUGGCAGAGAUUUUGAAGGGUUGAGUUCAAACAGACGAGAGAUAUAUAACGCAUCACAUGACAAUGUAGAAUAUAGUCAUUAUUCAACAAUACCAGCAGACCAUGUGUUUGUGGACCCAAACCACACACACCCCUCCAUUUUGAAACAAAACAGUACUAACCUGCAACAGGACACUACUUACUUAGAACCGGAACAUUAUAUUCUGCUGACACCGGACAAUGUUUACUUGGAACCGGACCAGACUUACUUUCAACCUAUAAGUGGAAACUCAAUGACGUCUACAACGUAGUACACAUAACAAUCAAAAUGAAAAUUCUGGAGAUUUCUAAAUGUUUUGUUUGAGUGGAGUAAUAAUACAUGUUGCACAUAGAAUAAAUUUAAUCAACAAAUAUAAAUUUUAAAAUCGCGAUGGAAACAUAUUUCAAUCAUUUCUAUCGUUAAUUGAUCAUACUCUUUUAUAAUUAUGUAUGGAAUAAAUUAA